UCCCCUCCUCUCCCCCGUUUCCCUUCCCCUCCCUCGUCCUCUCCGCUCCGAUCCCAAGCCGCCGCCACCGGGAGAUCUUGAGAAGGAGGAUCGAACAGGCCGGAGGAAGCCGCCUCUCUUCUUGAUCUCUCCAUCUACUGAGGCUCGAUCUUUCGCUGCCGCCUCUCUCUGUUCUCGCGAUGGCGAGCGGCGCCUACGGUUCAAGGGAAGGGCUGACGGCUAGGCCAGGUGCAUCAUCAAGCUCCAGCGAGGUUUCGCUUCAGAUCGACCCGAUUACUGCUGAUUUGGAUGAUCAUAUUCUCGGACUUCAUAGACAAGUCCGUAAACUAAGAGGAGUUGCCCAAGAGAUCGAAACAGAGGCCAAGUACCAAAAUGAUUUCAUCUCUCAGCUGCAAAUGACACUGACGAAGGCGCAGGCAGGGGUCAAGAACAACAUGAGGAGAAUAAACAAGAAAAUCAUACAGAAUGGUUCAAAUCAUCUUGUUCAUGUAAUCCUUUUCGCUCUUGCCUGUUUCUUUCUAGUGUACCUCGUGUCCAAGUUCUCUAGGAGAUGAAGUGCCAAAACCUGAUGGUGUCGAGAAGAGGACAAAUGGAAACUGACGUAGUUGGUACCUGCGGCAGUGCCUGUUGGCAGAAACUGUUGUUUUGGGGUUCAUGUUACAGUACUAUGGCAGAGUUUGUUGAUAGUAGUUGAUGAUAAAAGUCCCAUCUUGUACUAGAAUUCCAUGUUCCAUGACAUUGUGAAUAUAUUAAAUACUGGUGUUGUCCUAAUCUUGGUUGACACGAUUUCUGAACAUUACGAUGUUUGGGCCCA
This is a messenger RNA of Oryza brachyantha (malo sina), 814 nucleotides long. RefSeq names its product bet1-like protein At1g29060. The transcript is spliced from 4 exons. The record is from RefSeq and is a predicted model, not a curated record. NCBI's taxonomy places the organism in Eukaryota, Viridiplantae, Streptophyta, Magnoliopsida, Poales, Poaceae. Bases 180 to 554 code for a protein of 124 amino acids.